AUCCGUCCCACUGCACAUCAGCCUCGCAAUGGCUCAAGGGCAGAUCAAGAAAAGCAAAGCUCCAGCGCCCAAAGUAACGCAGCGCAAACAGACCGGCGCCCGCGUGAUCAAACCGCGCAAAGCAGCGGCCGUCAAGCAGCAGAAGAUGAAGAAGAAGCACUCUGCUGGUUUGACUGCUGUUACGGAAAAGUCUCUCGCCAGCAAGGCGGGCCAUCUGGAGAUGCUGAGUGGUGGCAAGAAGGAUAGGCUGGCGAGGGAUGCGAAGAAGGAUGUGAGGAAGAAAUGAGGUCCCUACUAUGGAAAUGGAGGAUUUCUUUGUGAGGUUCUCUUCAUGGUCGGAUCGCCCGAAUUUGGUCCCGCACAGAUGAGUGGAUAGUGUUUGCGGAGGGAAAGCUGUACGAUCUUCUCCGGGAAGCUCUUUCCAGGGCAUUCGAAGAGGAUGGCGUCUCCAAUGAUACUCUCCAUCAUACGCCGGCGCAGCAUGUCGAGCGUCCACGGGGACUGCUACUCAACGAAGAUGACGGCGACGGUGUGCCCAGUGGAGCCGGACUGGGCAAUCUGGCAAGCCGGACAGGCGCUUACUUUGACUGAAAGGACGCAACAGCGGAUAGAAGAAGAGAGUGGAGUGGAGUG
This is a messenger RNA of Neohortaea acidophila, 633 nucleotides long. RefSeq lists its product as uncharacterized. The record is from RefSeq and is a predicted model, not a curated record. NCBI's taxonomy places the organism in Eukaryota, Fungi, Ascomycota, Dothideomycetes, Mycosphaerellales, Teratosphaeriaceae. The coding region runs from base 29 to 286 and encodes 85 amino acids. The transcript has 3 exons.